CCAUUUCAUAGCGUCUGGUGUAAGAUGAUUGCCAUUUUAGAGGCGAACGAAAGUUUUGGUGCUCAGUGGACGGCUUAUGCAGCAAUCACUUGUCUAGUAUGGACUGUGAUCCUGUGUGUAUUUCUAUUCUUAGUAUUUAAGAAUAAUUUGAGAAUUUCAUUGAUCCUGAUAGGAAUUAUAAUUGCAUUAUGGUCUGGAGCUAUCUGUUUUACGUAUUGCCGAGGGCCUGAUUUUAAGUGUUACUUUUUAUUGGGCUUCGUUAUUCUGGAAGAUUUGUUAACAAUUAUCGCCUGCAUCUAUGUCAAAAGAUUCAAACCAGUGGUGAUAAUAGUUCUGAUAUCUGUAUCGAUCGCUUUUCUGAUAACUGGAGCAGUUUUGUUUUUUUUAGAAAUGCGUCAG
Trichobilharzia szidati is the source of this 399-nucleotide messenger RNA. The record is from the annotation of a GenBank genome assembly. Lineage: Eukaryota; Metazoa; Platyhelminthes; Trematoda; Strigeidida; Schistosomatidae.